Molecule: messenger RNA, 894 nt
Organism: Vicia faba (fava bean)
Lineage: Eukaryota; Viridiplantae; Streptophyta; Magnoliopsida; Fabales; Fabaceae
Source: the annotation of a GenBank genome assembly
AUGGGGAGCCCACAGGCUGACGCCAGGAGCACGCAAGUGCCGAAGAACACCGAAACAGCAUGCGCUGCCGUCCACAAUCGUGAUAAUGACGUCUCCGUGAGCAUUUCAACAACCCAGGCUUGGGCCACCAUCACAAUCCGUGUCAGUCGAUAUCCCGAGUCGAUUGGCAGACCGGCACUAACCGUUCCACAUCCCACCCAGACACAUCACCGGCCCCUAUCCCCUUCCCUCCCGAUAAUUUUAAUCACUCUUGGACUCUCUUUUCAAAGUCCUUUUCAUCUUUCCCUCGCGGGCUGCAUUCCCAAGCAACCCGACUCACCGACAGCGCCUCGUGGUGUGAUAGGGUUCAAGAACAACGGGGCUCUCACCCUCUCUGGUGCCCCCUUCCAGGGGACUUGGGCCCGGUCCUCCGCUGAGGACGCUUCUCCAAACUACAAUUCAAACGCCGAGGAUGACCGAUUCUCAUGGGGGCUUAUCCCGGUAGCCACGCCUAACCUGAGGUCUCAUCACGAGCAUUUAGAAAUGCAUAUGGGAAGACGUUCCCUCAAACUAAUGGAAUCGGGCGCAACUUGCGUUCAAAGACUCGAUGGUUCACGGAAUUUUGUAAUGCACACCAAGUAUCGCAUUUCGCUACGUUCUUCAUCGAUGCAAGAGCCUAGAUAUCCGUUGACGAGAGUCAUUCUAUAUCAUGUGUCAAAACACAACCCGCACGAAAACUGUCUCUGGUGCCAUGCAGGAAUCGACAAUGAUCCUUCCGCAGGUUCACCUACGGAAACCUUGUUACGACUUCUCCUUCUUCUAAAUGAUAAGGUUCAAUGGACUUCUCACAACAUCGCGGGCAACGGACCGCCCACGUCACCGCAAUCCAAACACUUCACCGGACCAUCAUCAUGA